AUGUCAGUCCUCCGUUUCCCUUUUUCGCAGUGUCACAGGCAGCAAACCGAAAACAGUCAGUUUCUGUCCGAAACGGCCCAACACACCUUAGACCCGUCCUGUAGCUGGUUAGAAAUCACACUCCGGUUCGUGCUUGUCGCACUUUACCCGUGUAUUUGGCUGUGUGCAACUCCUACAUGUCAGAGUGGUAGACUCACAGCUCUGCGGCUUACCGGCAGGCCUCGCUGUUCACCGACUAAGCAUCAGUCCUCACGCCGCCCUUGGGUGGGUCCGGCUCGGCCAAAGAGACAGCAUGGUCCCGGUGCAUCGCUAGCCUCUUGUGAUUAAAGGCGACAGCAAGGGAUGAAUGGUAUCAGUGGGAAAGUGUUUAGCUUGGAUGCUACUGGAGUCUGUUUAUAAGGAUGAACGGCACCCAGCAGACUGAUACAAAGAGGCAGAACCUCCUGGAGAGGCUGCUGGAUGCUGUGAAGCAGUGCCAAAUCCGCUUUGGAGGAAGAAAGGAGAUCGCCACAGACUCAGACAGCAGGGUGAUCUGUCUGUGCGCACAGUUUGAAGCGGUGCUGCAGCACGGUCUGAGGAAGAGCAGAGGUCUGGCCCUCACAGCUGCCGCUCUGAAACAGGCUGCAGGCUUCAGCAGCAAGACUGAAACAGAGUUGACUUUUUGGUUCUACGUGAAGGAGCACCUGAACCGCCACGAGCUCCAGCGGUUUUACUCCCUGCGCCAGAUCUCCUCAGAGCUCGGCCGAGGUCGUGCCUGGCUGCGCUGCGCCCUCAAUGAGCACUCGCUGGAGCGCUACCUGCACACGUUGCUGGCUGACCGCCCCCGUCUCGGAUCUUACUAUGAAGACUGGGCUUUUGUGCUUGAUGAAGAGAGAGCUAGUAUGCUUCCCACCAUGGCUGCAGGUUUGAACUCCAUUCUGUUUGCCAUCAACAUUGACAACAGCGACCUGAACGGCGCCGUAACACGCGGAGGGUCCUCAGUGUCGCACCUCCUCAAGGAGUCCACGCAGGGCAUCGGCAGCCUGUGGAAAGAGUCCACUCAGGGCGUUAGCAGCCUGCUGCGAGAGAUCGGCACAGCCACAGCUGUGGUGCCUGGCUUCACCCCUAAAGUGGACGGGGCCUCCGACCCACUCCCCGUGGUGCCACGCAGCACCUCUGCUGACUCAGGGCUGAGGAAGGAGCGGCGGAAGAAAAAAAAGAUCACCAACAUCAUUUCCUUUGAUGAUGAUCUGGAUGGAGGAGCUGAGGAUGAGGAGGACGGGGAAGACGACUCCCAGAAGAUUGGCGGGAUGAGGAAAAGUCACACCGCUCCUGCUCAGAGCAGUGUGGAGGAAGGGAUAGACCCUUUAGAGCCCGUCUUCUCUGAUUCGCUUGCCCAGAAUGGCGUGUCUGAGCCGGGCAUAGUCAGCUGGGUGGGGUCCCCGCAUCCCUGCCGCACACCUCCCAUAACGGCGCCUCCGCUGCCUGACACCAAGAGUGUAGACAACGAGGAGGAAGAGGAGGAGAUAUAUAAGCCUAGAGCACAAACCCAAGAGGAAGAGAGGAUACCGAGUGAUCAGGUGGUGGUGGGCAGCCUGUCCAGCGUGUCCACGUGGAGCCCUCUACAAGUCAUGGCUGGACACAGCAGCGCAGACAUCCUCAUUCCUGUGAACCCUGCCGACCCUCAGUCAGUGAGCUCCGUGGAAGACACGGCCGCAUUUCCUGUUCAGUGUGAGUCGGCAGGAUCAGUGGGAAACUGCGAGAGCAGCAGCAGAUCUCAGCUCACGUUCAAUAUGGAGUCCAGUCCAACAACGCAGCCUGCUCCGCUCUCCAGCGCGCUGUCAACAUCUGCUUUGCCCGACUCCAUGACAGUGGUGGAGCUGCGUCAGGCCAUUGUAGCCAUGAUGAACAGGAAGGACGAACUGGAAGAACAAAACACGUCUCUUCGCAGUCUGCUGGAUGGGGAGAUGGAGCACUCAGCAGGCCUGAGGCAGGAAACCGAUCUGCUGAAGAAGAAGCUGGCAGAACUGGAAGAGAGGCACUCAGCGAAGGUCCAGGCGCUGGCCAGGGAGAAUGAGGUCCUGAAGGUCCAGCUGAAGAAAUAUGUGGGGGCGGUACAGAUGCUGAAGAGAGAAGGAAGCCAAGGCAAUGACGCCCUGUCCGUGUUGCGGUCAAGCGAAGAGCAGACUCCAAUUCCACAGAAUAAGUUCAUGGGCGACAUUGAGGAGCUGGCUGCUAGCUAUGAACGCAAACUCAUUGAGGUGGCCGAGAUGCAUGGUGAAUUGAUAGAGUUUAAUGAGCGCCUGUACCGUUCGCUCAUGGCCAAAGACCACCUCAUAAUCCAGAUGAGACAGGAGCUCAUUGACCUGAGAGGACCGGUUCCAGGUGAUUUAAGCCAGACGUCAGAUGACCCUAGCCUGUCAGAUUUUGAGACGGCUCAUCGCGCUCUCAUCAACGUAUGGAUCCCCUCUGUGUUCCUGCAAGGCAGAGCUGCCAACGCCUACCACGUCUAUCAGGUGUAUAUCCGCAUCCUGGACAAUGAGUGGAAUGUGUACAGGCGUUACACCGAAUUCAGGGAGCUCCACAAUCAUCUGAGAUCACAGUUUCCUCAGGUGGACACCUUCAACUUCCCACCCAAGAAAGCCAUAGGGAACAAGGAUGCCAAGUUUGUGGAGGAAAGAAGGAAGCAGCUGCAGGGCUACCUUCGCACGGUGAUGAACAAACUGAUCCAGACGCUGCCAGAGUUCACAGCCAGCCCCACCAAAGAGACGCUGCUGUCGCUGCUGCCUUUCUGUCAAGACACACCCCAAGCCAACGAUGGCGGAGCCAAGACGCCACGGUCGAAAACUUCAUCACGUUUUCCCAGACUGGGGCGCAGGAACACCCAGGAAGCCAGACCUGAACCUCAGAGUGGUGACCUUUAACCCGAGGGCCUUUGAACUCAGAUCUGGGGACAAUGUUGCAGAUCUGCAGGCGUUACAGAUAAAACGCCUGGGUCACCUAAACCUUCACUGCAGGCAAUUCCAGGAGAAUAUGAAAAGAUUUCUUUGUGUUGCCUAGCUAAGUAAGGGAUGAAUUACUCCCCUGAAACUGCCUAUUGAUGGACCCAAUCAAAUAGUGUCUUUUACCUCACUGAGAGACUAAAAGACUCUCUGCCAAGACUCUUUGUAAGACUCUAUAAGCUGCACAUGGACUAGCUUGGAAUCCUAUUUUCUCAAACACACUGGGAUGAUGGGGACAUGUUGUUUUUCUUAAGUUUUGUAGUGAAAGUAUUUCAUGGUCACAGUGCCUACAGUAUUUGUAGCUGCAUUCCUGCUCUGGGUCAGUAGGGAACGGGUUUGCAUG
Messenger RNA from Pelmatolapia mariae (spotted tilapia), 3324 nucleotides. RefSeq names its product sorting nexin 29 (gene snx29). The transcript is spliced from 21 exons. Gene Ontology annotation, molecular function: phosphatidylinositol binding. Lineage: Eukaryota; Metazoa; Chordata; Actinopteri; Cichliformes; Cichlidae. Bases 402 to 2903 code for a protein of 833 amino acids. The record is from RefSeq and is a predicted model, not a curated record.